UCACUCGGUCCAGACACUUUUAUGUCAUGUGCCCCUCGGGCAUACUUGUCAUGAGCCGGACACGUUGCAUCAAAUGCAAUAUUUCGGCAUAAAUUGUAAUGAAUGAAUGAAUGAAGGUACUAAGAUAAUCAUAUUCGGCCAAACGUUCAAAGUGGGCCAAAGCGGCAGAUCUGGGACAUUGUAAGUUCCAAGGUCCUUACAGUUCAUUUUACUAACCUUGGUAAGUUGCACAAAACACACCCCAGGGCUUAUCACCAGAAACGAUUCGAUAAUGAAGAGAGUGCGAGAAAUUCAGACUUCAAAUCAUAGGCUCCGCAGUGGAUGGCGUUGGGCCAAUACCUGUUUAUAUAUUUUAGCCAUCAGGUGUGCCCGUCUUUCUUUACUUGUCACUUGCAUACUUAUCGCUUGUUCUAAAUUUAACUUUAAAUUAAUAAUUGAAAGUUAAUUUAACCAUACAACGACAUUACGCAGAAAAGAGCGGAAAGAAGGAAAAUAAGAUGGAGAUAAACUUUAAACCUUGAAUUGAAAAGCAAAUGCAAAUUAGCUAAACCAAGUACAAAAAAAAAUUAUACAAAAUGUAAUAGAUUUAAGUGUUAUUUUACUGUUUCCUUCUCUUCUAGCAUGCGCGCAGAAUGAAAAGAAUUGUACAAGCUCCUUUUGUAGGUUAGUUCUUAGUUCAUGCAAGAAAAUAUUUUCCUCUCUACCUUUUAGAUACUUUAUACAUAACAGUAAAAAGUAUAUUACUUCCUUUGGGAGAGGAGCAGAGGGCAACAAAACAACUUUUUCGGUAAGCGAAAAGACUUUUUGCUUAUCUCUAAAUGCCAUGCAGGUAUCCUGAGGCGGAGAAGGGGCAAUUACGAACAAAUAGAACUUGUAGAGAAAUGCGCGAUUCCUGUUUUCAAUUUAUAAUGCUCCAAUCAGAAGCUACUUCAUGAACUGAAAAUACUCCAUAGAAUAUACGUGAUCCUAUUUCUUCACAUUUUCGUGAUCAGAUUUUGCAUUCUUGUUUCAUUCUUAGCCUUUAUAUUUUGGAUACUGUAUUAUUAUUACUUUGCUUCUAUACUUCCAAAAUGGGUAGGCGUAUAGGUGAAAGUAGUCGUCGGAGAGUUCAUCCACUGCAUUCAUUAGCUUCAAAAACUCAAAGACUGCGCCGUCUGAAAGAAAGAACAGCGUCUCAGUCACCGAUGAAUAUAGAUCUUAUAGAACAAUCUUCAAAUCUAAAGCCAGUGGACACACUGCAGGUUAAUGAGGACAGCAGAAAUGAUCUUCAAUCAGUUGAUGAUAUUGUAGUUCAAAGUGUAAGUUCUAAAUCUGAAUCACAUCAGGAUCAAAUAACGGAGGAAAUUUUACCACCUUUGCUCACUGAAUUUCAUGAAGAACUGGGUGAUGGUGAUGCCAAUACCAUGAUGAAAGUGAGAGAGAAAGUAUCAUAUGGAGGCCGCGUUUUAAAGGUCGAAUGCGCAAAUCAUGCUGUACGAAGAUACGGACGAGCACUCGAGAAACUGAUACGUAGCAGCAUCAGGUUUUCAGGGGCAAAUGGCAUUAAAGCCGAAAAAUUCUCAAGAGCCGUAUGUCAAGAUUAA
Stegodyphus dumicola is the source of this 1583-nucleotide messenger RNA. RefSeq lists its product as uncharacterized. Gene Ontology annotation, molecular function: catalytic activity. Lineage: Eukaryota; Metazoa; Arthropoda; Arachnida; Araneae; Eresidae. The record is from RefSeq and is a predicted model, not a curated record.